Molecule: messenger RNA, 888 nt
Organism: Mya arenaria
Lineage: Eukaryota; Metazoa; Mollusca; Bivalvia; Myida; Myidae
Exons: 2
Coding region: 67-858 (263 amino acids)
Molecular function (GO): protein binding
Source: RefSeq, a predicted model, not a curated record
GGUAAUACAGCUCCUGUAUUAUUUCUUGUAACAUCGCAUUAUGACGGAUUUCUUCAGCUGUUGUUAAUGGUCAGUGCGACUCUGGCGUCGGAGCCGCCUAGUCCAGCGUGCUCCAAAUACGACUUCGAGGAAAAGGUUCUCGAGAAAAUGAUUCGCAUGGAGUUCGCUUUUGAAAAAGUGUUGAACGAAAACAAAGUUGUGAGCGAAAAAAUGCAAAUAGCUUUUGGGAAAUUCAGCGAAGUGAUGAAACGAGACUUUAACACAAUAAAAGAGGAGAACGAACGUCUGCACGUGAUCGUAGAUGAGAUGAAAAACCAACAGGAGCAAGCAGAACGUAAACUUGUUUCGCUCAUGGAGGAAAUCGAAAGGAACCAAACUAGCACUCUGGAGGAAGUUAUGACUGAUUCUAACAAUACGUUGGAACAAAUAAGUGCCUCAUUCAAUAACAUAAAAGAUCAAAUCGCUACUCCACUGGUGUAUUUCCACGCUCGCUCUCCACAGACCUUCACCCUGUCCACAGGUGAGGUGAUCGUGUACAAGACAGUGGAGACCAACCAGGGCAACGGCUACAGCGCUACCACGGGUAAGUUCGCAGCUCCAGUACGGGGACUCUACUUGUUCCACAUACACACGUGUAGCACUACAAAUAAAUAUGCUUAUCCGCAGAUGGUGAAGGAAGGCUCAGUGCUCAUUGCAAGUUAUCAGCAUGGCAACGGCAAUUAUGACUGUGCUAGCAGUCAGACGUUUGUACAGAUUAAUGCCGGAGAAAUUGUCUGGGUAAAAUGCUCGGGUGGGACCACUCUGUUUGAGAAUAUUCAUCGUUGGACCAGUUUUGGUGGUGCUCUCAUUCACAACUGACGUGCUGUAGUGCAAAGUGGAUUUGUUAAC